UCAAGGCCUCUCUGAAAUCAGAGAACAUGUCGUUGCUAUGUUUUUUCGAUUUCGCUCGGAUUACGCUCGGAUCACGUCCCGAAAUUGUCAGUGAAGUAGACAUCAGAUAAUUCAUAUGCUCCAUUUGCGGACAUUGCGGGGCUUGGGCGCAGAGCAGUACGGGACGUCUGUGUGAUAGAGAUUCGUGAGAAGGGUUCAGUUUUCCUGUCACAUGGUUCGUCUAGAGGUGCGCGAGCAAUUUUGCCCUGAAGAUUAAAAUUCUUGCCUGCUGUUAAGGGGCAACGAUGUUUCAGGUGGAGCGCUGGCUGGGAGGAGAAAGUCGGAAGCAUGGUUCUCCAUUAUUAUUAGAUCGUUUGAAUGCCAGAGCUCGGGAGCGGGCUGCUUUGCUCAGUAGAGAGAAAGCGGAAGGUUCUUCUCCAGGUAACAGGGAGAAAGUCUCGAACAAGGAUUCUGAUCCUGCACUGAGUAGAGAUGAAAGCAAGGAGGAAGUCUCGGAGGUUGUGGUUGAGGAAGAAUUUAAUGCAGUGAGCGAAACUGUACCUCAUACUAGGCGAAAAAAGCGAAAGCAACACCAGGAACACAAGGCAGAAUUGGCAACCUUGAUUGACCAGGAAGCUCCUGAUUCUGCUGUAAAGGUCAAAAAGCACAAGAAGCUGAAAGUCUCGGAUACGACUGAAGAACAUGUGUUUCCUCUGGAAGCUCCUGCUUCUCCUGGAACGGAAGAACAGGAAAGGAAGGUGAACGAUACUUUAACAAGUGAAGAUAAUACAGAGCGAGCGAAAGAGAAUUCUGCAGCCGACAUCGACAGAAGUGUCCCGGAGCUGGUUGAAUUUCAAGUGUCCAAAUUGGAGAAGAAACGAAAGAAAGAAAAGAGGUUGAAGAUACGAAGAGGGGGCAAUUUGGAACCAGAUGGUGGUCCUUCGGAACAGAUCAAUGAAGAGGAGCCUGACAGUAAGUCCCUAGGGGUUCCAGAUGAGGAUGAGGAGCAUGUAAUUACAGAGAACACUGACGAGUUGAACGCACUCGGAGCGGACGAUACUUCUCGGAUUGAACCUGAUUUUUCCACAAUUGAGAGGGAUGUGGAUAGAAUCAUGGGUCGUGAUGUUAAUUUGGUUCCAGCAGAGUCGCAAGACCACGGGCCGGUGUUGCCAUGGAUGCGUGAUCCGCUUGAUAUUGAUACCUACAAGGCCACCUCCCUGAGAGAAGUGCCUGGCUUGGACACCAGACUUCAAGAUGCGCUUUCGAAGGCAGGAAUACAGUCGUUGUUUCCGGUACAGAUGGCCGUGUGGCACGAGACUGUGGGCCCUGGUUUAAGCGAGCGAGACGUCUGUGUCAGCUCACCAACAGGCAGUGGCAAAACACUAUCUUACGCAUUACCCAUCGUUCAAAAGUUAUCGUCUCGGGUGCUUCGUCUUCUUCGAGUUCUUGUAGUGCUCCCGACCAGGGAUCUAGCUGCGCAGGUUAAAGCAGUUUUUGACACCAUCGCACCAGCAGUUGGUCUCUCAGUGGGACUAGCUGUGGGACAGACGUCCAUUGUAGCUGAAGCGGCUGAAUUGGUUCAGAUUCGUAAGUCGAUGGUCCACAGUUUUGGAAAAUCUGAGGCUGCAACUCCCGACCUUGCCGAAAGCCAGGUUGACAUACUUGUUGCAACUCCAGGGCGCUUGAUGGACCAUAUUCGAAAUACGAAAGGGUUCACUCUUCAGCACCUACAAUUUCUCGUUGUUGAUGAAACAGAUAGAUUGCUACGGCAAUCUUACCAGGAGUGGCUGCCAAAUGUCUUGGCGUGUGCUUCUGCUUCUGGCCCGAUGUUGUCUGGACUAGCGUUUCGAAACUCUCAUCCUGGCUCAGUCCGCACCAUUAGAAAUUGCUGUCUUGAAAGAGGAAAUAGAGGCACUGCACUCCCACGAUUGAUGAAGAUGGUGUUAUCGGCUACCUUGACGAGAGAUCCAGCAAAAAUUGCACAACUUGGUCUUUUCUGCCCCAUAUAUGUGGCGCCUGGAGCUGCCGGCAACCGGUAUCAACUACCAGAACAACUUAAGUCUUACAGGAUGGUCUGCAAACCGGGAGAGAAGCCCUUAUAUUUGGUAGCACUCUUGCAACAGCUUUGCAGCCAAACAACCAUUGUUUUCACCGCUUCUGUAAUGGCUACUCAUCGACUGUAUACUCUGCUAAAAUGCUACAAAGGAUUGUCGUUCAAGGUGGUUGAGUACUCAAGCUUGCAGCAUCAACAAGCCCGCAGUAAAGCGUUGGCAAAAUUCCGGAAUGGCCAGGCACAAGUGCUCAUUGCCUCAGAUGCGAUGACAAGGGGUAUGGAUGUGGAAGGUGUUGCAAACGUUGUCAAUUAUGAUAUGCCGGUGUACGCAAAGACCUACGUCCAUCGUGUUGGGCGCACUGCUCGAGCCGGACAGCCCGGGAGCUCUUAUACUCUUCUUCGGAAGGAGGAGGUACGACACUUCAAACAGAUGUUGAAGAAAGUCGACAAUAGCAAGUGCAAGGAUUAUUCACUGCCGUCAUCUGUCACCGAAGAGCUUUAUGAGUCUUACACUGAAGCUCUGGAGAAACUGAAGCAGAUAACAGCAGACGAGGCAGCAUCAAUUUCACAUGGCAGUCGGACGCAGACAGAAGGGGAAAAUAAAGUUACUGGGCCGGACGAGCUUUUCAUAUGACCACGAGAUAUCACUCAGCGUUUGGAGUACGAUGAUCUACUUAUCCCUAACUUCUGUCUAAUUGGAGAAACACAGUGUGAACAAUACGAAGAGCUGGUUGGUGAUCGGAUUCAUAUCAGUACUUUCAGUGUGCAAUCCUAGUCCAGGAUUAGAAUAAUUCGGUUGCGUCUCCACUGCAAUUCACCUGUGAGUCGAGUAGCUGGGUUCCUGAGGAAGGUUCCGGGAGGUUCCCCUUCAUGUAUUCUUCUAGUUCGCAGCUUAGGCCCGAACGACCGCAUGUAGGAGACAAUUGCCAUCCUCACUUUGGUUGGCGGCGUCUGUUUGUGAUGUCAGCUGCGCCAGAUUUCUUCAGUAAAGUUUACGUUGAUGGUGAAGAUUAUUUCCCAUAGUUCCGAUUGUAAGGAGGAGUUUCUCUGAGUUCUCUGUUACAUACUUUGUUGUCUUGUACAACUUUUACAUGAGACGAGAUAAGCUCAGUGCACUUCCAGGCAGUAGAGAGAGGCUAGUUCUUGUCUGGCAUCUACAUGGGAUUCCUGUAUUAUCGUCUCAGGAUCUUGGAUAUAUAUCUUAGACCUGAGGCUUGUCGAGAUAUGACAGGUAACAGGUUGUCGAGGUCGACGAAAACAAUUUUGCAGAUGACUGACAUACAGAUACUCCUCAGAUCCACAACG
This is a messenger RNA of Marchantia polymorpha subsp. ruderalis, 3337 nucleotides long. NCBI's taxonomy places the organism in Eukaryota, Viridiplantae, Streptophyta, Marchantiopsida, Marchantiales, Marchantiaceae. The record is from the annotation of a GenBank genome assembly.